GUCCGUUGGCCAACUACGAGCCAAUGGAAAGCGGCCAACGUCAAUCACGUAAAACUGCUGACAAAAAUAUGCUAAAUUUACGUGAUUGACACGUUGAUACGUCGUGACCGCGCAUUUCUUUUCAGUAUAUCGACGCGUAGCUUAUUGCAUCAACGAGAUUUCUUCCUCUGCAUUUUUUAUUUAUUUUCGUUAAGCAAUCAUCUGUUUCGGAGGAAACGGAAACGGGGGCUGGCAACUGCUCCUCCCUUUUGCGCUCAAGAUGGAAGCUGUCGAAGACGUACUGAGUGAUGCAUUCCCGGACAUUGAUGAGGACUUGUUCGACUACCUCGAAGGUGUCUUGGACGGGGGAAAGGACGACUUCUCCACAUGUGACGAAGUCUACGAAGCGGUCGGUGAAAUGUUCCUCGAGAUAUCUGGCGACUCCAAAGACGAAAAUGAAAUUCGAGACAUCUGCGCUAGGCUACUUCACGUCAUGAAAGGCGAGGUGGGGAACAGCCACAGCGACGGCAACAGUGACGCCAACAGCACCACUCCGGCAAAAGUGCUCAGUGCCCCGGUGCAGCUGAAGGCAAUGGCGGCCGAGUUUGACGACAAGACGGACGAGGUGUCCAGCAUCUGGCUGAAGCAGAGGGACAACUCCCUGCAGGUGGACCAGAAGAAACUGGAGAAGGCAGAGGCCAAGCUCAAGCAGAAACAAGAAAAGAGGGAGAUUGGGGGAGAAAAGGUGGCACCAGUCCAGACAGUGUUGAAGGCUGCCACAGCGAGCCAGGCAGUGAGCAAGCGGGAGACGCGCAUGGAGAACAAGGGAAGCAACCGGGCCCAGGACAUACGGGUGGAGAACUUCGACAUUGCCUUCGGCGACAAGACACUGCUACAGGGAGCCAACCUGACGCUGGCAUACGGACGGCGCUACGGCUUGGUGGGUAGGAAUGGCAUUGGCAAAACAACACUGCUACGCAUGCUGUCCAGUGGGCAGCUGCGCAUCCCCUCGCACGUAUCGGUGCUGCACGUGGAGCAGGAGGUGGUCGGGGACGACACAACGGCCCUGGACAGCGUGCUGUCGUGCGACGAGCGACGCCAGCGGCUACUCGACGAGGAGAAGGAGCUUACGGCCAAAGUUGCGGUGGCAGACGACCCCCAGCUGAGCGAGCGGCUGUCCCAAGUGUAUGCCGAGCUGCUGCACAUGGAGGCGGACAAGGCCCCCGCCAGGGCCUCGGUCAUCCUGGCCGGCUUGGGCUUUUCCCCAGCCAUGCAGCAGAAGAAAACACGCGAGUUCUCUGGUGGAUGGAGGAUGCGCAUUGCUCUUGCCAGAGCACUCUUCACAAAACCUGAUUUGUUACUUCUCGAUGAACCUACAAACAUGUUGGACAUGAAAGCAAUCAUCUGGUUAGAAAGCUACCUACAGGACUGGGCCUCGACGCUGCUGGUGGUUUCCCACGACCGCCUGUUCCUGGACACGGUGCCCACGGACAUCCUGCACUUCCACUCGCAGCAGAUCAACAGCUACCGGGGAAACUACGAGAACUUUGUUAAGGUCAUGACGGAGAGGCUCAAGAACCAGCAGAGGGAGUACGAGGCUCAGCAGCAGUUCAGGGCACACGCGCAGGUGUUUAUAGACAGGUUCCGGUUCAAUGCAAAACGUGCCUCACUUGUGCAGAGCAAGCUAAAAAUGCUAGAAAAGCUCCCAGAGCUGAAGCCGAUUGAGAAGGAGGCGGCCGUGACGAUCCGCUUCCCAGACCCGGAGCCUCUGUUCCCGCCCAUCCUGCAGCUGGACGAGGUGUCCUUCGGUUACACCCCCGGGCAGAACGUUCUGGAACGGGUCAACCUGUCCGCCAACCUCCAGUCCAGGAUCUGCAUCGUGGGUGACAACGGCUCGGGGAAGACGACCCUGCUGAAGAUCCUGAAUGGGGAGCUGAACCCGAGCGCUGGGGUGCGACACGUCCACCGCAACCUGGUCGUCGGCUACUUCACCCAGCACCACGUGGACCAGCUGGAGCUUGGCGUCUCCUCUCUUGAGUUCAUGGCCAAGACCUUUCCCGGGAGGCCGUCUGAGUACUACCGGCAGCAGCUAGGCUCCUUUGGGGUGACGGGUGACCUGGCACUGCAGUCCAUUGGCAGCCUCUCAGGGGGCCAGAAGAGCAGGGUGGCCUUUGCCCUCAUGUCCAUGCUAAGGCCCCAUUUUCUUAUUUUGGACGAGCCCACGAAUCACCUGGACAUCGAAACAAUAGAAGCACUGGGGCACGCACUAGGACGGUUUCAGGGUGGCGUGGUGUUGGUGUCCCACGACGAGCGUCUCAUCCACAUGGUGUGUGAGGAACUGUGGGUGUGCAGCAACGGCAGCGUCAAGAGCAUCGAGGGCGGGUUCUCGCAGUACAGAAAACUCGUGGAGGAGGAGCUGGCGGCGGCGCAGAGCGGCCAGUGACACCUGUUGGCCGACAACUAGGAACUCUACACGCGGGGAAACAACAAAGCUUCCAGCCGAGGCAGGGAGGCGCAGACGACGGCUUCAGCAGCUUCCGCUCUUGCGGCGCCCAUAUUUACAACCACUAUUUAUGUAACUGUGGAAAGUGAACCUGAUGGAAAUGCCAAGAAGGCGAGAAGAGAAACAAGAAAGUUAUUUGAUGCAUAAAA
Molecule: messenger RNA, 2631 nt
Organism: Ixodes scapularis (black-legged tick)
Lineage: Eukaryota; Metazoa; Arthropoda; Arachnida; Ixodida; Ixodidae
Product: ATP-binding cassette sub-family F member 3
Exons: 18
Coding region: 260-2422 (720 amino acids)
Molecular function (GO): ATP hydrolysis activity; ATP binding
Source: RefSeq, a predicted model, not a curated record